Molecule: messenger RNA, 1023 nt
Organism: Vicia villosa (hairy vetch)
Lineage: Eukaryota; Viridiplantae; Streptophyta; Magnoliopsida; Fabales; Fabaceae
Exons: 3
Coding region: 1-1023 (340 amino acids)
Molecular function (GO): zinc ion binding
Source: RefSeq, a predicted model, not a curated record
AUGGAAUUGAUACAAGGGGCUGAGAGGGAUAAGUUCACACAACUGAGGAGUUAUGCACAAGAACUUUUGAAUUCAAACCCUAACAGUAAUGUUAUUUUACAGUGUAUUGAUUCAACUAAUGGACCUGUAUUUGUAAGAAUCUAUGUGUGUUUAAGAGCAUGUAAAGUUGCAUUUGCAAAAUUUUGUAGACCAUUAAUAUGUCUGGAUGCAUGCUUUCUGAAAGGUGACUAUGGUGGACAAUUGAUGGCAGUUGCUGAAAGUGAUGGGAAUAACCAAAUAUUUCUCAUUGCAUAUGGACUUGUUCCAGCUGUUCAAGGCAUAAGUGAACAUGUUGAGCAGGGGUUGUGUGUAAAGCAUCUGUAUGGAAAUCGGAAGAAGAAGUUUUCAGGGUUGGUUUUGAAAGAGUUCUUUAGGAGUGCACCUAGGGCUACUACCAUCCAAGAAAGGGUUUGGUCAAGAUCACACUUCAAGACACAUGUUAAGUGUGAUCUUCAAGUUAACAAUUGGUGCGAGGCAUUUAAUAGAGCUAUACCAGAGCACAGAGACAAACCAAUAAUAAGCUUGUUAGAGGGAAUUAAACAUUACAUCACUAAAACGAUUACAAGUCAGAAGGAAAUGAUGCAAAAGUACAAUGGAGAUAUAUGCCCUAAUAUCCAACUUAUUCUUGAAAAGAACAAGAAGCAUUCUCAUGGUUGGAUUCCUACUUGGCAUGGUGAUGAUGAUAUGGAAAUAUUUGGAGUAAACAAUGGGAGAGACACUUUUUGUAUUAAUCUCAAAGAAGGAACUUGUUCAUGCAGAAAGUGGAUGUUGAAUGGGAUUCCUUGCAGCCAUGCUAUUUCUUAUAUGUGGCAAAUAAAGAAAUCUCCAGAAGAAUAUGUUGAUGACUAUUACAAGAAAUCUAAGUAUUUGGAAUGUUAUGGCAAUAUCAUAUACCCAACUAAUGGACCACAAUUGUGGCCUGUUAUGGAUGGACAAAUGGCAGUCAACCCACCAUUGAUGAGAAGGGCUAUUGGACGCCCCUAA